Molecule: messenger RNA, 1537 nt
Organism: Triplophysa rosa
Lineage: Eukaryota; Metazoa; Chordata; Actinopteri; Cypriniformes; Nemacheilidae
Exons: 7
Coding region: 461-1414 (317 amino acids)
Molecular function (GO): hydrolase activity, hydrolyzing N-glycosyl compounds
Source: RefSeq, a predicted model, not a curated record
CAAAAGCGUCUGCGGUCUGCGACUCCGCCCCUACACUGUAAAACAAAUUUACCAGAAAAAAAUCAUAUUUACAAGGCGCUAAAGUGCAUCCAUUGAAAUACAGAGGUAACGUUAAUAGUUGAAACAAGUGAGAUUUACAGCGAACGUAUGUAUUGUCCGCCUCGUUACGCAUUUUACCUUUGUGCUUGUUGUUGAGUGAGUGCUACUAAGAAUUCGGGAAAUCGUGAGUCGACUGCAGAGUGCACGUGCGUCUUCUUUAUCAUGGAGGAUUAGUUGUGUCCCAGGAUCUCCUCAGCACUGUUGACAUAUACUUUAAGAAGUGCAUUAUUUAACAGUCAAUUUACACGAGGUGUGAUCAAAACUCGAUACAGACUACUCCCCGACCGCAGUACAACUCUGUUUAAAGAUUAAGAGAAAUUGUGUACAGGAAACGCAUCUGAACUUCACUACAGAAGCCAACAUGAAGAAACUACUUUUGGAUGUUGACUCUGGGGUGGAUGAUGCUCAGGCUAUUAUGAUGGCUUUGGCAGUGCCAGAUGUACAGAUCCUGGGCAUCACCUGCGUUCAUGGAAACACUGAAGUAGAUAAUGUGUGCAAGAAUGUCCUGCGCAUCCUGAAAGUUUGUAAGCGUCUGGAGAUUCCUGUAUUCCGUGGAGCAGUUAAAUCGCUCUUGGGUCAGACCAGCAGUGCUGGAGAGUUCCAUGGGAAAGAUGGACUUGGAGAUGCCCCAGACCCCAACGCUCCUGGUUUGGAUCUCAUCCAGGCAGAGGGGGCCGUGUCAGCCAUGAUUCGAAUAGUCAAUGAGAAUCCUGGGGAGGUAUCUCUAGUGGCCACGGCUCCAUUGACCAAUCUGGCUUUGGCAGUGAAACUUGACCCCUCAAUCGGCCAGAAACUCAAAGGGCUUUACAUUAUGGGUGGAAACACAGAUUCUCAUGGGAACACCACUAUGUGUGGAGAAUUCAACUUUGCAACUGAUCCAGAAGCAGCUUACAUUGUUCUAAAUGAAUUCCUUUGCCAAACGUACAUUGCAACCUGGGAGUUCACCUGUCGAAGUAAAAUACCCUGGGACUUCUGUGAUGGCUGGCUGGCCCAGGACACCGAUAAGGCUCGGUUCAUGAAGCAGAUCUUUAAGCACAGCAUGGAGAACAGCCACAGUGAGAGGAUGGAGAAAGAACUGGUGGAAGGGCAGGGCUUCAUCUCCUGUGAUUCUUAUGCCAUGGCAGCAGCCAUAGAUGACAAAUACAUUGUUGAAACUGACCAUAAAGCCGUAACGGUAGAGCUCGCAGGCAACUAUUGCAGAGGAAUGAUGGUUGUAGAUCAUCUUGAGCUUAUGAAGAAAGCUCACAAAGUCCAAAUCAUGAAGAAGGUGGACUUGGAGAAGUUUAAAAUGCUCAUGAUGAAUGCUUUAAAAUAACUGUUAAUUUGUACAUUAGUAGCAUCAUGGCCAUACAUGUCAUUUUACUACUGUAUUUUUGUAAUCAUGGCCUAGGCACUACAUUUUUUAAAAAUAAUGUAAUAAAUGGAUAAGAUUGUCUUG